Molecule: messenger RNA, 2694 nt
Organism: Talaromyces stipitatus ATCC 10500
Lineage: Eukaryota; Fungi; Ascomycota; Eurotiomycetes; Eurotiales; Trichocomaceae
Product: C6 transcription factor, putative
Exons: 3
Coding region: 1-2694 (897 amino acids)
Biological process (GO): DNA-templated transcription; regulation of DNA-templated transcription
Molecular function (GO): DNA binding; DNA-binding transcription factor activity, RNA polymerase II-specific; zinc ion binding
Source: RefSeq, a predicted model, not a curated record
AUGGCGCAGCCGUCGCAGACAUCCGGUCUGGACACUCUCGCCGAAAGCUCGCAUUAUGCUCUGGAGCAGCUGCGUCUUGCGCGCGAGUUGGACAUGAAUAAUAUCAACAACAACAGCAACGAUUCUUUUAUCAAAAAGGAUAGCCAAUCGGAUUCUGCUGGGUCAAAGAUGCCGAUUAUGCGCAGUCCGCUUUCCGAGGCGAGGUCCAGCAUUCGGAAGCACUCCGCUGAGACCACGGCAGCGGUACGGCGCCGGAUUAGUCGUGCUUGUGAUCAGUGUAACCAGUUGAGGACUAAAUGUGAUGGGCAAAGUCCUUGUGCGCAUUGUACCGAGUCCGGCCUGAGCUGCGAGUAUGCUAGAGAAAGAAAGAAGCGCGGCAAGGCUUCAAAGAAAGAUCUUGCAGAAGCUGCUGCGAAAGCUGCGAGUGGCGGAUCGCGCGAUUCUGGUACUCCCGGUUAUGAAACAAUCCCAGAUCAAUCGUCUCAGAUGUCGGUGGUGAUGACUUCGGAAUCCGAUGCUCGGAUCGAUCAAGCGAGACGGUCAUUUUCAGAGUCGCAGGUCCCGCAGCAGAGUCUUUCUAGUUUGCGGGAAUUGGCACAGCAGCCUCCUCAAACAACACGACCGAGGCAGUACUUUCCGUCGAAUAUGACACCGAUACCUAUGAACGGAUUUGGACAGGUGCAGAAUGUUGAUCGAUCGUUUAUUCAGAUGCCUGAUUUGCGAGAGCUGCAACCUCGGUCGCCUUCUGCGCUUGUUCCGGCUGGGUUGAAUGGGUUCCACGAUGCGUAUAACAUGGUUGAUCACGCGCCACCUAGUAUAAACCAAUACCCAUUUUCACAGCCAGAAGAUGCAUCGGCGAACCACUUUACUGGACUCACGCCUCCUGUUCAAUCUCCUGGGUGGCUACCUUUACCUGCCCCGUCUGUUGGCUUCCCUCCGAUCAAUGUGUCGAAUGGCUUCACUAGCACGUUGAAGUAUCCCGUGUUGGAGCCACUGCUGCCUCACAUAGUUUCGAUUAUACCACACUCUCUCGCAUGCGACCUUCUGGAACUGUACUUUGCCAGUACCUCCUCUUCUCAUGUGUUCCCCCAGUCACCAUACGUGGUUGGAUACGUUUUCCGAAAAAAGUCUAUCUUGCAUCCGACCCAACCUCGCACGUGUAGUCCAGCUUUAUUGGCAAGCAUGCUCUGGGUAGCGGCACAGACUAGCGACGCACCUUUUUUGACAUCCCCUCCGUCAGCACGAGGCAGGGUUUGCCAGAAGUUAUUAGAGCUUACAGUUGGUUUACUGCGACCUUUGAUACAUGGUCCCACACCGGGAGAGGCUUCUCCUAAUUAUGCUGCUAAUGCGGUUAUUAAUGGGGUUGCGCUAGGUGGAUUCGGUGUGUCGAUGGAUCAACUUGGUGCUCAAAGCAGCGCUACAGGGGCUAUUGAUGACGUCGCUACUUAUAUUCAUCUCGCGACUGUGGUAUCAGCAAGUGAGUACAAAGCUGCAAGUAUCCGUUGGUGGGCAGCAGCAUGGUCGCUGGCGCGCGAACUGAAGCUUGGACGUGAACUUCCUCCGACGCCGUCGCAGCCUCAAAGUCACGAUCGAGAUGGCAAUGUUGACAUGGAACCAAAACCUUCGCGAUAUCAAUCAGUUACCGAAGAGGAACGCGAAGAACGUAGACGUAUAUGGUGGCUUCUCUACGUGAUGGACCGCCAUCUGGCCUUGUGCUAUAACCGACCAUUGACAUUGCUGGACAAAGAGUGUGAAGGGUUGUUGCAGCCGAUGAACGAUGACAUCUGGCAUGCCGGUGAUUUUGCAAAUGCGGGAUACCGACGAGCAGGCCCAAGCCUUGAAUGUACAGGCCACGGUAUGUUUGGGUAUUUCUUGCCGUUAAUGACUAUACUCGGCGAAAUAGUCGAUCUGAAUCAUGCGCGAAACCAUCCACGGUUUGGGAUUCAUUUACGGACCAGCGGCGAGUGGGAUAGCCAUACUACAGAGAUCACUCGGCAAUUAGAUGUCUAUGAACAGAGCCUGCAUGAGUUUGAGGCUAGACAUACAGCGUCCUUGGGGAUUGGCAACGAAGGUGGCGCACCUGAUACUGGCUUUAAUGCCGCUGCGCCUACGGGAAUUGAUCAUGUCAGUCCAUCAGCAAGGUCAUCGAGCACGGUGGGGUCUCGAGUCAACGAAUCGUUCAUGCAGACAAAAAUGGUCGUUGCAUACGGUACAUAUCUAAUGCACGUCUUACAUAUACUGCUUGUGGGAAAAUGGGACCCCAUCUCUCUGCUAGAUGACAACGACCUGUGGAUUUCAUCAGAAGCUUUUAUCACAGCCAUGGGGCACGCCGUCAAAGCAGCAGAAGCCGCUGCCGAUAUCUUGGACUACGAUCCAGACUUGAGUUUUAUGCCAUUCUUUUUUGGUAUUUAUUUGCUACAGGGCAGUUUCUUGCUGUUAUUGACAGCCGAUAAACUGCAAGGGGACGCUGAUCCCAGUGUUGUUAGAGCGUGCGAGACUAUAGUACGAGCACAUGAAGCGUGUGUUGUGACGUUGAACACUGAGUAUCAGCGCAAUUUCCGUAAAGUCAUGCGUUCCGCACUCGCGCAAGUCCGGGGACGUAUGCCAGAUGAUUUUGGCGAACAACAGCAACGACGGCGUGAAGUACUUGCGCUUUAUCGAUGGACAGGCGAUGGCAGCGGAUUAGCUUUGUGA